This is a messenger RNA of Hemisphaericaspora subhashii, 1752 nucleotides long. Its product is annotated as alpha-mannosyltransferase. Gene Ontology annotation, molecular function: alpha-1,2-mannosyltransferase activity. The transcript has a single exon. The record is from RefSeq and is a predicted model, not a curated record. Gene Ontology annotation, cellular component: Golgi apparatus. NCBI's taxonomy places the organism in Eukaryota, Fungi, Ascomycota, Pichiomycetes, Serinales, Debaryomycetaceae. Gene Ontology annotation, biological process: mannan biosynthetic process. The coding region runs from base 1 to 1752 and encodes 583 amino acids.
AUGCUAAUACUUGGUCCACCCUCGCACCAAUUUCAAUAUGACAACGAUCGAGAUCUUCCUAUCACUGUAGAUAGCGAACAGUUGUUCCAAGAGAUGCAAUUGCAGACAUUGAAGCAUGAUGAAGUAGAUGUAGAAAUGGAACAAAUUUCUGGGUCUAUACUCAUGAAUAAUGACAAAUCAAUAUCACAUAAGUAUUGGAACCGUAUAUUCAAUAUCUUAGAUGAAAAUAGACUACAAUUAACCGCGGAUAUAACAAAAGCAAUACAAUAUGUCGAAAAAGAAGAUCAGCUAAAAGGUGCAGUGGAUACAAAGGAAGUUUUAUUAUCCAAGGCUACCAUUUCUGACUCCGUAUUUAGAGAGUUAAAAGAAAAGCAUCGGAGAAUGGUUGAGGAUUUACCAUCAAAACUAGCUGAAUCAACUUAUAGAAAGAACUCAAAAGGAAUUGUUCUAAUUGGAGGUGGAAAAUUCUCUUGGCUUUCCUACCUAUCUAUAAUUUCGUUAAGAGAAACUGGGUCAAAGUUAGCUGUUGAAAUUAUCAUGCCAACAAAACGAGACUAUAAACGAGAGAUUGAUUUUUGUAACAAGAUAUUACCCCCAUUACAAGCUAAAUGUGUGGUUCUUCCUGAUGUAUUGGGUGAAACUGUGAUGAAGGAAAGAAGUUUUUCAAGCUUUCAGUUCAAAUCAUUAGCAUUGGCAAUUUCUUCAUUUGAACAUAUCUUAAUGCUAGAUUCCGAUAGUCUUCCAGUUUCCAACCCUGAUUCAAUCUUUGAUAGUAAGUUAUACAAAUAUUAUGGGAUGAUAACUUGGCCCGACUAUUGGAAAAGAACUGUUUCACCCAAGUUCUAUGAAUUGGCUGAUAUUGAAAUAAAUGAACUGAAAAGAGUAAGAUAUGGAAGAUUUCCAUUAUUUUCCCCAACCAAUGAAGAUUCCAACAUUAACAAUGAAGAAGAUAAGAAAUCGAUCCCUUAUCAUGAUUUACAAGGGACAAUUGCUGACAUGUCAACAGAAUCUGGUCAAUUAGUAAUCAAUAAGCGAACGCAUGGAAAAACAAUCUUGAUGUCACUCUUUUAUAAUAUUUAUGGUCCAAAUUUAUUCUACAAAUUGCUUGCCUUGGGAGAACAAGGAGAAGGAGAGAAAGACACAUAUGUCGCAGCUGCCAUGGUGACCAAACAGACUUAUUAUCAAGUAAAGUCUUCUAUUUUAACUUUUGGGUAUUUCGAUGAAGAGAGAGAAUAUCAUGGAGUUGCAAUGGGUCAAAAAAAUCCCGUGAUUGACUAUGAGUUGUUUCAAGAGUUAGUAGUUAAACCAAUAAUGAAAGAUUCCGGUGGGUACAAUGAAGGAGACGAGAAAGAAGAAGAAUCAACAAUCAAAAUGAAGUCAUUAGACGAACAAAUCAAAACUCUAGAAACCUUACUGAAUGAGAAGUUUCAUAAUAAUAAUGAAAAUCCGCUAUUUACAAUACAUUGUAAUUAUCCCAAAUUAGAUCCACUACAGUAUAUGGAAAGGUCAGAUUUGUAUGACGAAUCACAAAAGAGACUAAAACAUAGAGUUUAUGGAGAUAUAAAAUAUCCCAAAUACAUCAAAAAGGAUGACCGUCAAAAAUUGGCUAUGAUUGAUUUUGAAUUUGAACAAUGGAAUCAUAUGAACAAUAUACUAUGUGUUGAGCAAUUAUCAUUUUCAUAUUUUGAGAAAACGGAUAUGAAUGAAUUGUGUCAAUUCAUUGACAAUCAAGUCAAAUGGCUUUCCGAAUAG